GGCCAUCUUCGAAGAAGACGGCGGGCUCUCCGGUCUGGCACUUUCGAAUUCGAUCAUGGACUUGGCGGAGUCUUUGCAGCCAGGUGCCACUCAGGACCUCCUCCGCUCCUUCCGCAUUUGCGGUCGCUGCAAGCGCUGGCAGCGCUUCGGCGAGAAGAGAGAUGGUGGAUACCUGUCCUGCAUGGAUCACAUGGCCCACCCUGACAUCCGUGCUGCUUACUCCAUGGGCAUCGAACACCAUGACCUCUGGUCCGUGCAUGUCCACGAGAACUUUCAGGUGCCUAUCUACCAAUAUGACUGCACUGUCAGCGAGCCUGCAGCAGUUUGUGACCACUGCAAGUUCUUUCAGGCCUGCCUGCAGGGCGAAGACGGCCGCGGAGGCUUCGAGGGCAAGACUGCAUGGACCUUGAAGCAGGCAAUCCGGAAAUCCGGGAAAGAGCAUCUCCCCGACCGAUCUCUCCUAAUGAAGAUAGACAUCGAGGGUGCCGAGUGGCCCACACUCGGCACGGCCAGCACAGAAACACUCAAGAAAUUCCGCCAGUUGCUGAUUGAGUUCCACGACUUGGGGGACGAGGGACGUCACUCUGAGUUCUUGUCCACGAUGCAGAACUUGCAGAAGGCCGGCUUUAAAGUCGUGCACCUGCAUGGCAACGACUUCAGUCGCAAUUACAAGAAAGGUCCCUAUUCGAUCCCUUCCGUCAUCGAGGUCUCCAUGGAUUCCACCGCCGAGGAUAUGUCUACAUGCCUCGCCCACGAAGCGCGCUUGUCGCUUGAUGCCAAGAACAGGAAGAAGAUCCCUCACGGGAAGAAAGAUCUUCCAAAGGCGCACCUUCCCAAACUCUGA
Symbiodinium sp. CCMP2456 is the source of this 844-nucleotide messenger RNA. NCBI's taxonomy places the organism in Eukaryota, Dinophyceae, Suessiales, Symbiodiniaceae. The record is from the annotation of a GenBank genome assembly.